CCCUUUGUUGUGCAGUGAAAUAAGCUGAUUGUGUUGUGUGCUUCAGAGACUUUCAGGAAAAGCUUCUUAGCGAGGCACAAGGUUAGCUGUAGUCCAGACACCUUUGCAAAAUAGUUUAAUGCCAAAUGUCCUGGAAUGGCUGAAAACAGAGGAGAGUUUGUGCAAGCGCAGUUAGAUGAUGCAACGUUUAUUGAAGGAAUCAGCAAUCAAGUGAUUGUAGCAGUUGUUCUCAGCUUAGCCUUCAUUGGUACCCUAAUAUUUUUACUCUUGAGGACUGAACAGCAGAACAUUCACCCGGAGAAUCAAGAACGGGUGAGAGCAGUUCGCGAGCAGCUACAAAAUGAACAAGAAACACCAGUGCCACCGAGGCACCAGUUCUACUCAGAUAUGUCUUGUCCAGUCUGUUUACAACAAGCCACAUUUCCAGUUGAAACAAACUGUGGCCACCUUUUUUGUGGCCCCUGUAUUAUUGCAUACUGGAGAUAUGGUACAUGGCUCGGUGCGAUAAGUUGUCCUAUUUGCCGUCAAACUGUAACAUUACUGUUUCCAAUGUUUGAACAAAAUCAACAACAAGAAGCAAUAGAGAUUCAUCAGGAAAUCAAUAACUAUAAUAGAAGAUUUUCUGGACAGCCUCGCUCUCUUAUGGAACGACUUAUGGACCUGCCCACACUGCUGCGCCAUGCCUUCCGGGAGAUGUUUUCAGUGGGCGGCCUUUUCUGGAUGUUCCGCAUAAGAAUAGUUCUCUGUCUACUUGGAGCACUUUUCUACCUUGUUUCACCCUUGGACAUUAUCCCAGAGGCUCUGUUUGGUAUUCUAGGUUUCUUGGAUGAUUUCUUUGUGCUAUUUUUAUUGCUUAUUUACAUUUCUAUUAUGUACCGCGAAGUAGUGACUCAGAGGUUAUACAGGUGAAAUAUGUGCUGCUAUAUUGCAUUCUCUUAUUAGACACUAAACAAACAUCUAUGCAGACUUCAACAGAUGAAAUGCGAAGAGGCAUAACUGGAAUUGGGAGCAAGCAUUGUUGCUUUCUGUUUAAACACUGAUUAACCAAAACCACUACAUCCCCAACUAACAUUGUAGGAUUUAGCUUUAUAUUAAAUAAUAUUUAAAAGUAGAAUACUUAAAAAAAAAAAAUAUAGACUCUUUCGGCAUUGAGCUUUGUACAUCUUCAGUAUUCAUUAGCGAUUGUAUUUAUUUUCAACAUUGUACCAGCAAGCGGUAUAGAAUUAUGUAAAAUAGGGGAUCUGGGUGGCUAUCAAAUGUAGGUCAGUGCUAUAUUUUAGUUUCAUGUGUGGAAGGCGGUCAGUACAAACCUCAGCAUAAGAAUAUAGGUUUAGCUAAACUACUAGAGCAAAAAAUGAAUAGCAGCACUCCAAUAGAGUUAUCUUCAUACUUUUAUUGCAUAUCCAGG
Bombina bombina (fire-bellied toad) is the source of this 1408-nucleotide messenger RNA. RefSeq names its product E3 ubiquitin-protein ligase RNF170-like. Bases 136 to 909 code for a protein of 257 amino acids. Gene Ontology annotation, molecular function: ubiquitin protein ligase activity. The record is from RefSeq and is a predicted model, not a curated record. NCBI's taxonomy places the organism in Eukaryota, Metazoa, Chordata, Amphibia, Anura, Bombinatoridae. The transcript is spliced from 7 exons.